Molecule: messenger RNA, 1212 nt
Organism: Candidozyma auris
Lineage: Eukaryota; Fungi; Ascomycota; Pichiomycetes; Serinales; Metschnikowiaceae
Product: S-adenosylmethionine-dependent methyltransferase
Exons: 1
Coding region: 1-1212 (403 amino acids)
Source: RefSeq, a predicted model, not a curated record
AUGGACUUCGAUCCCCUCGAGCUUUUCACGCCCGCUGAUUCCUCCAUAAAGUCGGAGUCGCCUGUCCUUUUGCCAUAUGUACAAGCAUCAGUGAAGGUUGAUCUCGUUGAGGUGGCAGAAUCAACCCAGGAACCUCUUUUCGCAGCCGAUCAAGAUGAGACUGUUUUCGUUCCUUUGCACGUUCACGAUCUACCGCUUUUGCGGAUGAAACCUCCAAGUAAAGUGCUUCUUGUUUUCUUGAAAUUGUUGGCUCCGCUCACUGUACACAACUUUGACCCUCCCUCAGAUUCAGAGAAGGACACUGCGGCAACAUUCAAAGAUAAGAGCAUAUCCGUGAAAGAUGCUGAAGAGGCUGUUGCUUGGCUCCACAAUAAGAGCCGCUUCACGUCUUUAGAACUGUUAGCGGCAGUAGCUUCCUUGGCUGACGUGUUACGUAAGUCUUUUGCAUCUCAGUAUAACGGAUGGUUGACAGCAGUAAUAUCGUCAGAUAUGGACUGGCUCACGCUGAAGGAAAAGGAGGAUAUUAGCACUUUGGCAGCGCUACGGCUUGCUGAAAACUGCGGAAGAACAGCUCAACCUGAGUUCAUCAGACAUAUCGAGAUCCCAGGUCUACCGCAGACGAUAUACUUGAAAGAACCUUCCUUGACAGCAGACAAGUUGGGACUCAAAACGUGGGGAUCACUGUUUAUACUUGGAAAACGUUUGGCAGCUAGACCUUCAUAUUUGAAUGGGUCAGUGUUAGAACUUGGUUCUGGGACAGGCUUGGUAGGGAUGGUAUCUUGUCUUCUAGGAUAUAGGACAGUCUUGACGGACUUGCCAGAAAUCCUACCUAAUUUGACAGAUAAUAUUGAGCUUAACAACAUUGAUAACGCAUCAUCAGAUUCACUCGACUGGAGUGAUCCGUCAGAGUUUUUACAGAGAUAUGGGCUGCUGAAAUUCACGACGAUCAUCUUAUCUGAUCCUCUAUAUUCAUCAAAGCAUCCUGCGUGGAUUGUGAACAUGAUGAAUGAGUUCUUGGAAGUCUCCUCAGAUGCCAGUGUUCUUCUCCAAGUACCCAUCAGGAAGACAUUUGAAAAGGAAAGAGCCCAUUUAUGGGCUUUACUAGAAGAGAAUGGAUACGUGGUUCAAGAGGAGGACAAUGAGACAGGAUACGAUGAUUUCGGUGAAACUACGUUUGUUUUCAAACAGUUAGCGAGGAGGAAGAGAGAUUAG